Molecule: messenger RNA, 1316 nt
Organism: Diachasmimorpha longicaudata
Lineage: Eukaryota; Metazoa; Arthropoda; Insecta; Hymenoptera; Braconidae
Product: coiled-coil domain-containing protein 34-like
Exons: 5
Coding region: 237-1316 (359 amino acids)
Source: RefSeq, a predicted model, not a curated record
CAAAACAUGACAGUUUCUCGUUUGCAUUAAUUUUCGACCUUUGUAAAAUGGAUUUUUUAAUUUAUUUGAAUUUAUUUACUUUAUGUAAUCAAAUACUGUGAAUAUUGGAUUAAUUUUUUAAAUUUUAAUAGAUGUAAACACAUGCUCUGACGCUCGAGACAUUAAAUAAGUUUGACGUUCAGUUGUUUUUCAGUUGUAAGGUUUCAUGUUUGCAUCGACAUUUUUGGGGGCCAACUAUGGAUUAUUCAGGAGACUUUGGUAAUUAUAACAGCGAUUACUCGACUUUAAAAAGUACAAACGAUCGUAUUUCAACCACAAAAUCCUUACGAAUUAUAAAUCCGGCGAUUUAUGUGGAACCAAUGAACAUCGAUGGAGAGAAACCCAUGAAAAAUCGUCGGACAAUAAUUUGCGAACCCAGUGGAGACGGUGCGGACCUUUCGCCAGGUUUGCCCCGGCUUUCCCUGGACGAUAAUCCCCAAAUGUUGAAUACUUGCCGAUCGCUAUCGGCAAUAUCAUCGAUCACCCCAUCCCUGAUUUCCGUGAGUCAGGACAAUUUGACAGCCCGGGUUGAACGUUGUUGUGUCAUUGAUGAGGGUAAUGAUGAGGGCUCAGAGAGUUCAGAGACAAUCCCAAGAUACACUACAACAGGCGAGAGAGUCCAGAUAUGCGGGUCCCUAUCGACCUCGAACCUCUCGUCCCGUGAAUGCUCCAGGAGAAUUUCCCUUCCUCGACAACUGGCCCAUGAGGACUGGAUCCAGAAGAAGAAACUCGAGUCACUCCGGCUCAAGAAAGAAUCCGAGAAAAAUGAACUGAAUAAAAAAGCCGAGGAGGAGAGGCUCCUGCGCGAACGAGAGGAACGCGAACGUAAGGAGCACGAGAAUUUUCUAGUCUGGACGAGGAGAAAAAAUCAGGAGGAGGUCAGAAAGAGGAAACUAGCUGAGAAGGAGCGGGAAUUGGCGGAGAAACUGAAGCAGAUCGAGGAGAAAGCAGUUAUUGCUAAGGAGAUAUGUCUUCUUCAAUGGUCCCUUAAUAAAAAUAAGGCCCAGAAAGCCCAAAAAGAAGAACAAGAGCAAAAAUUGAGGCAACUCGAUGAAGAGAAAAAGAAACGCGUGGAGGAGAGUGUGAAAGCCUUCGAAGAAUGGCGAGAAAGGGCGAGGAACACUCCGAGACCAGCGACGCAGGGACUCUUACCUCAUCAGAAAGCAAAACCAGCGUAUGUGAACCCCAUCCCGUGGAUCAGUGACGACGCAACCUCGGAGUCACCGAAAAAUUCUCGCGCCCCCAUGAGGAAGAUGAGGAAUGAAUUUCGACAUUGA